This is a messenger RNA of Tribolium madens (black flour beetle), 3865 nucleotides long. RefSeq names its product dentin sialophosphoprotein-like. The transcript is spliced from 4 exons. NCBI's taxonomy places the organism in Eukaryota, Metazoa, Arthropoda, Insecta, Coleoptera, Tenebrionidae. The record is from RefSeq and is a predicted model, not a curated record. The coding region runs from base 1846 to 3771 and encodes 641 amino acids.
UGACAGACCCAUAGUAGUGUUUGAAAAAUACAUAAUUAAAAAAACUUCUUCGUGUACCAUUAUUAAAACUAGUGUUUUAAUUACAAAUUAAUUUCUUAGUUGAACUAUGGGUUAAUUGUAAUAUGAUAUUAAUAGUUGGUGUGAAGAUGUACUUGUUUUGGCUUUUAAUUAUUUCGGUUGGCAUUUCUACUAGUGCUGAUGAUAAUGUUAGCACAAAUGAGAGUUACAAAUACAGAGACAGUACCAAGAAAACUUAUCCUUUAUUUCUACAUUUAUUAAUUUCUACUUUGAAAAUUAAUAACUACUUGCUUAGUAUUGACAAAUAUGCAGGUAAAUAUGAGUAUAAAUGGAAUCAAGAAAAAGUACUUAAUUCUUCAGUAAAUUUUAAUAGUGAUAGAGAAGAAACAACCAAAAACACAGAGCAAGAAGUAGCAAAAUACAACAGAAGUGGAAGUAAAAUCAACCACAAUGAGAGAGAUGAAGAAACGUUUCUUGACGUUGAAAAGUUACGUAAUUUUGGUAGUGGUAGUGGCUUAGGAAAUGAAGAAACAAUGAAAAACACAAAGCACGACACAGCAGAUGUUGGUACUGCACGAGAAGUCGCCCAGCAUGAUAAAAAUGGAGUAACGUUUAUUGACGAUGAAGAUUUAUACUCUUUUGGGGUUAACAUUUCUGGUAGUGGUAGUGGAAGUAGCUCAGAAAAUGAAGAAACAUCCAAAGACACAAAGCAAGAAGCAGUAGAUGGUAGUAGUGCAAGUGGAGACGACCAGGAUUAUAAAAAUGAAGAAACGUUUAUUGACGAUGGAAAUUUAUACUCUUUUGGGGUUAGCAUUUCUACUAGUGGUAGUGGAAGUAGUUCAGAAAAUGGAGAAACAACCGAAGACACAAAGCAAGAAGCAGUAGAUGAUAGUAGUGCAAGCGGAGACGACCAGGAUGAUAAAAAUGAAGAAACGUUUAUUGACGAUGAAGGUUUAUACUCUUUUGGGGUUAGCAUUUCUGGUAGUGGUAGUGGAAGUAGCUCAGAAAAUGAAGAAACAWSCRAAGAYACAAAGCAAGAAGCAGUAGAUGGUAGUAGUGCAAGCGGAGACGACCAGGAUGAUAAAAAUGAAGAAACGUUUAUUGACGAUGAAGAUUUAUACUUUUUUGGGGUUAGCAUUUCUGCUAGUGGUAGUGGAAGUAGCUCAGAAAAUGAAGAAACAACCGAAGGCACAAAGCAAAAAGCAGCAGAAGAUGUUGGUAAUGAAAGUGAAGUUAAACGCCAUUAUAAAAAUGAAGAAACGUUUACUGACAAUGAAGAUUAUGACGAUUAUGUAUGAUACUAAUGAUACUAUUAAGGUAAUUAAUUUUGUAGAAGUUUUGUAGUGGAGAUAGUGGAUAUCAUAAUUUUAAAAUUACCAAGAUAGAAAACAUCAGAGCUAUCUAUUAAUAUUGCAUGUUUACAAAAGGAGCUAUCUUUAAGACAUUUGAAUUUUCAAAAAAUUUUGUGAAGUCUGAAAUUUUUCUAUGAUAAAUUUCCUUAUGUUUGUCUCGAAAUAAACGCAGAAUUAAUAAUUAGGAAACCAAAUCAUUACUUAAAUUAUUACGUAGUCUUAAUUUUUUUUCUAUUUUAAAAUAUAAAUCUCAAGACAUUUUUUUAUUAGUAGUAAACUAAUAGACCCCUAUUCAAACAUCCGUUUCCUUCCAGACAGUAUUUAUCUAAUCUUGAGAAAAAGUCACAAUUUUGGGUUAAUAAAUAAAGUAAAUAGUGUCCCUCUUAGUAUCUUAUCUAAGAAAUAUUGAUAUGCAAACUGUAGUGUUACAUUUUUUUUUGCCACCCUGAUAACAACAUUUUUGUUAACACACAAAAUGUUGAAAUUUGUGUUAAUUAUAUCUUUAAUUAUUAUGGAAAAUGAAACUCGAAAUAUUUAUAUAUCUGGAGGAUUGCAUUACAGAGGAAAAGAGAAUUCUAAAAUAUACAUUGUAAAGUCUAAACCUCCAUCACAGUUCAAUCCGAUUAUUUCAGAAUGUAAUAGAAAGAAAUGUAUCAGUGAUAAUAUGUGUUAUUUCAAUCACAAAUGUUGUUACGAAAGUUUGUGUGGCCAUAACAUAUGCAAGAAAAUGUGUGAUGAUAUAACACGGGACAUUGAGACAGAAUCAACAAGAAAAACAUCUUCAGUUACAAAAGCAACUACCUUUCCUACAACAGAUGAUACCGAUAGUACAACGAUUACAACCAGUAGUACUAUUGUUGCCACCUCCACUGAACCAGAAGACUUUUCUACCCUUAGUAACACACCUGAUACAACAAUUACUACACUUAUUACUAUUAUUUCCACUUCCAAUAAAGCAGAAGAUGCUUAUACGCCAAGUACCACUGAACUUACUAAAACAACAAUUUCUCCUGCGUCUACAUCAACUAUUAUCUCAUCUAGUGUGACAAAUCAUCCGACAUCUACAGCAGAACGUGAUGAUUCGAGUACUUUACAAGAAAUUUCUACAUACAAUACCACUAAUUCUAUAACUUAUAUUAGUGAAACAACAGUUGAAAAUUUAACUGUUACACCUAGGGUUACUUCUACUGAAAUUGAUCAGUCUGUUACUUCAGACUCGGAUGACGACUUGGUUGAUCAUACUUCUAUUUCUAGUACUAUUGAUUUUGUUACUAGUACUUUAAAAACAACUAAUAAAGAAGAUCAAAAUGAAGACGUUAGUACUACAGUUGAAACUAAAUCAUCAAAUCAGUUUGACGACACUAGUGAUAAUGAAGGAAGUGGGGAUACUACUACUUUAUCACCAAAUGUCACUAAGGAUGAUAACAUAACGUUUGUGGACGAAGACGAAAAUGGAAGUGGUAGCGCAAGUGGAGAUGGUAUAUCAAUACAAAAAGAAAACAGAAAUCAAAAAAUUGUCAAAAAAGAAGUGGAGUCUGGCGAUUUUGUUUUUGUCAGAAGCACGCUAGAACCAAAAGAAAAAACGGAAUCUUCCAUUACUAAUACUAUACUAGAAAUUGAGGAUGUCACAGCAGUUUCUUCAUACAGCACCAAACAUGUUUCUUUGCAAGACAAUAACUAUGACAAUGAAAAGAAAAAAGAAAAAAAGGAGUUUUACUUUGAUGACAAUGAAGAUGAUACUUAUAAUUACUCGGGCAGCGGAAAUGCUCAAGAUCAUUAUUUUGAUAAUGAUAAUUUUUCCGACAGUGAAAACAAACAAAAUUAUGGUGAUCAUAAUUAUUUUGGUAGCGAAAACGCUAAAGAUCAUUACAAUCAUAAAGAUCAUUUUUCCGACAAUGGAGGCAAGCAAACUCAUGUUGAUGAUGAUUCUUCCGCUAGCGGAGUCGCUCACGAUGAUCAAGAUGAUAACGGGUCAGGCAGUAAAGAUAAUAUGGUCUUAAUAAAUGAAGAAUUGAAUGAAAAUUCUACAAUCAAAGAGACUGAUAAAGAUUUUGAUGACUAUUUAGAGGUCAAGCAAACUCAUGUUGAUGAUGAUUCUUCCGCUAGCGGAGUCGCUCACGAUGAUCAAGAUGAUAACGGGUCAGGCAGUAAAGAUAAUACGGUCUUAAUAAACGAAGAAUUGAAUGAAAAUUCCACAAUCAAAGAGACUGAUAAAGAUUUUGAUGACUAUUUAGAGGUCAUUUCUAAUGAUGUUUUAGGUAUGAAUCUUACUAGCAUCAGCGAUGAUUACUUCAUCAUUGUUGAUGGUUAUGAUUAUUCGUUCGGAGGUCCAAAAAAAGAAGUGGUAGGAAAUGAAAAAAUGAAAUAUAUGAAGAAUGAAAAAAUGAAAAAUAUUGCUUAAAUUUAUUUGCUGUCCAAUAAUAGAUAAACAGUGCAAACAGUGUUUUGAUAUAUUUUAUAUGUCAAGGUAUUCAAAAUAAAAACGUUUUUCUAAA